CUCAUCGGAAAAUCAAAAGCGACAUUAAAAGGCUUUGUAUAAAUUUUUAAUGAAGGUUAUUAAAUGAACAGUGAAAAUUCUAUUUAAAGUUUAUUAAGUCAAAAUGGAUAAAGUUUGAAAUUUACAAGAUAACACUCGAUGAUUAUAGCACAUUCUGGAAAUUACCAUAAAUUAGUUUAAUUUUAUUUGGUCAGCAGCUUCUAAAAUUAAGUUUAAAUCAAUUUUAAACAGGUUUCAGUUUCUCGUAAACGUAAAGCAUCUGAAUAAAUUGUUAUAUGAUAAAUAUGGCGAUGCAUGAAAAUAUUAACUACAAUUCCCAGAGCAAUCAAUAUGAACCAGGAGUUCAUUAUUUUUCAUGUAAACAAAUCAAAUCUACUUUGAAACAUAAUAAAAAAACAAGUCAUAAGCAGUACGACUCUGCAUAUGCGCGGACUCGGUCAGCAGCAAACUUUCGUGAGCGUCGGCGGAUGCAAUGUUUAAAUGAAGCAUUUGAAGGGCUUCGAACUCAUAUUCCAUCAUUGCCAUACGAGAAAAGAUUGUCCAAAAUAGACACGUUGAAACUGGCUAUCUCUUACAUUCAAUUUUUAGCUGACUUAAUUAAAGACGAUGAAGAAAAGAAAAGAGUUUCCAGCUCUUCAACAAAUCAAAAUCCGGAAAAAAUAUUGAUAUAUAACACUUCCAUAGAAUACGCAAAUAGCAAUGGCCAAUCUUUAAGGUUAAAAGGUCAUUCCCUGUCAUGGAAAAGUAAUAAGCCUCAAUGCAGCAAUGGUGUUGUUAAAACCCGAAAAAUAUGGCGACCAGAGCAGCCAGAAAAUUAACAUUCAUUAAGUUCGUAAAUCAAGAUGCUGUAAAAAAAAUGUUAGAGAGCUAAACAAAAUUUGUGGUUUGUUGAAGAAUGUAGAAAAACAAGAUAAAUAAAGAAAAAAAUGUAGAAAAAAAGCAAACGAAG
Messenger RNA from Hydra vulgaris (swiftwater hydra), 949 nucleotides. RefSeq names its product pancreas transcription factor 1 subunit alpha. Gene Ontology annotation, biological process: regulation of transcription by RNA polymerase II; developmental process. Lineage: Eukaryota; Metazoa; Cnidaria; Hydrozoa; Anthoathecata; Hydridae. The record is from RefSeq and is a predicted model, not a curated record. Gene Ontology annotation, molecular function: DNA-binding transcription factor activity, RNA polymerase II-specific; RNA polymerase II transcription regulatory region sequence-specific DNA binding; protein dimerization activity.